This is a messenger RNA of Porites lobata, 1035 nucleotides long. NCBI's taxonomy places the organism in Eukaryota, Metazoa, Cnidaria, Anthozoa, Scleractinia, Poritidae. The record is from the annotation of a GenBank genome assembly.
GUCCUCGGUUUUCGGGUCUCCCGAAGUAACACUCGCGUGGGAACAGUCGUGUUUGGUACCAAGCCCUACUUACUGUUCGGUUUUAACAGUUACACGAACAACGGGGCUGUUUUCAACAGGCUUAACAAGGGCGUUCGCUAUCCGAAAUCUGGGAGUCGCAUUGGCAGGGCCUUGUUAAUGGCUCAGAAACAGCUGUUCCGUAAGAAUCCUCGUCGCUCAAGGGUCACCAAGGUUGUUGUGGUUAUUACCGACGGUAGCUCUAUGGAUGACGUUGCAGCACCCUCAAAUGCCUUAAAGUCACGUGGAGUACGGAUAUACUGUGUGGGAGUGGGACGGUACAUUAACGGUCGUCAACUGGACAUCAUGGCGUCUCCUCCUCGAAAAAAUCAUAUCUUUACCGCGGAUUGGACUCACCUAGGCGUUGUGGUAAACGAGCUCCGAAACGCAAUUUGCUUAGGUAAAGUGAGCUUACGAUUCUAUAAACCAGGGAGGAUUUGACAGAUAGUAUUUCCGUGCAAAUUUAUAAAAACCCUGCAUCUAUAGAAAUUUAGUGGAGCCCCCGGUUUUUUUUUUCUUAAAAUUUAACGGCCGUGGGAAGCAUUACAACCUGCAUUAGGUUUUCAAAAUUAUCGUUUUUCCGAACUCUUUAAUAAAUUCUCACUUUGGCUAUUUUCCUGGCCUUAGAGAAGACAAGAUAUCGCGUAUAAUUGCAUAUCAGAGUAAUGUACUGUAAUUGAAGAAAUGCGAAUAGCCUCGUGCCGAUUUUUAUCGAGUAUAAACCAGUACGAAAUUUCUUGUUGAGGUGUUAAAAUCUGGGAGGGAGAGAAAAUACCAUGCCUCCUCUCUUCCUCUUGCCGCCCUGAGUGAACAAUUGCAACAGGGUCCAAAAUGAACUAUUCUGCAUAGCCAAAACCUAUUUGACAUUGAAACAUGACAUUAAGGGUUUAAUAUAAGAGCUUCUCGUUUGCAGGAACUGGAGGAAACCUUUCGCCAGCAACGCAUCGGGUUUGUCUUUGUCCGAUCACAAGACCAACG